Molecule: messenger RNA, 2180 nt
Organism: Cuscuta epithymum
Lineage: Eukaryota; Viridiplantae; Streptophyta; Magnoliopsida; Solanales; Convolvulaceae
Source: the annotation of a GenBank genome assembly
AAAACAUGCUCUGCGCAAAACAUUUUCUUGUCGCCCCAUAACAUAUCGGCAGCACAUCUUCAAAGCAAAUGUCAACUGCCAAGCCUCUCUCAAGAACUGCCUGGCCUACCAUUCCCACCAACCUCUUCCUGGUAGGUGAAUUUUAAAGCUGAAAAAGAAGUGAAAUGAAACUAUUUCUAACCAGAGACGGGGUUGUUGACAAAAAGCCAUCGUCAUCAUACUUAAGAGCGACUGGUUAAAAGAGCAAGCGCAUAUCUCCCCGCCAAACCCUCUCCAGUUCACCUCCUUCAAUCUACCUAACUUACCUGCCGAUUUCAGUUCGAUUGAAGAAAAGCUUCAAUCUUUGCGAAUUACAGAGACAUGGCGAAAGCCAGCACGACGAUUCAAGGGUUACGUUUUAAUCCCAGCAGCCUCUCCAAACCGCGAACCUCUCCUUCACCUUCGUUCUUCUCCAGGUCAAACAGCCUGAACAAUCCAGCUGUUUCUAUUAAAUUCCCGCAGAAGACCAAUAAAGAUUCAAUUUUUACUUCCACCCGGCCUCCAUUACAGGUCCGGGCAUCGGUGGCAACCGCUGAGAAAAUAUCAAAAGCUCCGGAGGAGAUAGUUCUUGAACCUAUUAAAGAUAUUUCGGGCACCGUCAAGCUGCCCGGCUCCAAAUCACUCUCCAAUCGCAUCCUCCUCCUUGCUGCUCUUUCUCAGGGAACAACUGUGGUGGAAAAUUUACUGAACAGUGAUGAUGUCCAUUAUAUGCUUGGUGCCUUGAGAACACUCGGUCUUAGGGUUGAACAAGACAGUGCAAUUCAGCAAGCAACUGUAGAAGGUUCCGGCGGUCUCUUUCCUGUCAGUAAUGACUCAUCAAAUGAUGAAAUUCAACUAUUCCUUGGAAAUGCCGGAACAGCAAUGAGACCUUUGACUGCUGCAGUUGUUGCAGCCGGUGGAAAUGCGAGGUAUGUACUUGACGGAGUUCCUAGGAUGAGAGAAAGACCAAUUGGUGAUCUUGUCAUUGGUUUAAAGCAGCUUGGAGCAGAUGUUGAUUGUUAUAUGGGCACCAACUGUCCCCCGGUUCGAGUCAUCGGAAAGGGCGGCCUUCCAGGAGGAAAGGUGAAACUCUCAGGAUCAGUCAGCAGCCAAUAUUUGACUGCUUUACUAAUGGCUGCUCCUCUGGCUUUAGGCGAUGUGGAGAUUGAAAUAAUUGACAAACUAAUUUCAGUUCCAUAUGUUGAAAUGACUAUAAAGUUGAUGGAGCGCUUUGGGGUUAAUGUGCAUCACAGUGAUAACUGGGACAGUUUUUUUAUCCGGGGAGGUCAGAAAUACAUAUCUCCUGGAAAUGCUUAUGUGGAAGGUGAUGCUUCGAGUGCCAGUUACUUCUUAGCUGGUGCAGCUAUUACUGGGGGUACCAUCACAGUUGAAGGCUGUGGAACAAGCAGUUUACAGGGGGAUGUCAAGUUUGCUGAGGUUCUUGGGAAAAUGGGAGCUGAAGUGUCAUGGAGAGAGAACAGUGUAACUGUGAAAGGGCCGCCACGUUCCACUUCAACAAGGAAAAACUUACGUGGCAUUGAUGUCAACAUGAAUAAAAUGCCAGACGUUGCUAUGACUCUUGCUGUAGUUGCACUUUUUGCUGAUGGCCCCACUACCAUCCGAGACGUUGCUAGCUGGAGAGUAAAGGAAACCGAGCGGAUGAUUGCUAUAUGCACUGAGCUUAGAAAGUUGGGAGCAACAGUUGAGGAAGGUCCAGACUACUGUGUAAUCACCCCACCUGAGAAAUUGAACGUGACCGAAAUACAUACGUAUGACGAUCACAGAAUGGCUAUGGCUUUUUCUCUUGCUGCUUGUGCCGAUGUGCCUGUCACCAUUAAAGACCCUGGCUGUACUCGCAAGACUUUCCCAGAUUACUUUGAUGUUCUUGAGAAGUUCUCUAAGCAUUGAAGUUUUGUUUCCACUUUUUGUCUUCAUGUUCAUUAGUUAUGGUUCCAAAAGCUGUUAGAACUGGGUCUGAACAAAAAGGCCCUUUUAAUUUGCGGUUCUUGUGUAUUAUAAUUAUAAUAACUGAUUGAAUGAAAUAAAAUCUUAUGAUGUUGUUACUGCAUCUGGCGGGAUGAAAAAAUGAUGGGUUUCCCCUGUUGCAUUUUGUAUUGAAUUUAUUCAAGAAAGAGGGGUUUUCUCUCUUUUUUUGGUACACG